This is a messenger RNA of Onthophagus taurus, 530 nucleotides long. RefSeq lists its product as uncharacterized. The record is from RefSeq and is a predicted model, not a curated record. NCBI's taxonomy places the organism in Eukaryota, Metazoa, Arthropoda, Insecta, Coleoptera, Scarabaeidae.
ACAACAUAACCGUAAUAAUAAUAACAAUAAUAAAUCAAUUCAAGAUGAAAUUUUGCGUUAUUUUCGUCGUUUAUUUAAUCGUGGUUUGCGAAGGAUUUUAUGUUCAUCAUCCCAAGAAACAUCGCCGUCAAGUUAGAGCUGAUGAAACUGAAAUCACAUCGAGUGAAACCCCUCAAGAUUCAUCUUCUCAAGCUAAUGUACCAGAAUGCGCAUGUGAAUUAGCUUGUUUAAUACUUUGUGCACAACCUGUUGAUCCGAAACGUAUAACACAUCAUAAGAACAGUCACAAUGUUAAUAAUAAAAAACAUUUUGUUAGAAAACCUCUUCAGGAUGGUGAAGAUUCAAGCUCAUCGAAUGAUCUUACCCAAUUUUUGGGUUGUACAUGCGCUUGUAACUCUAAUUCUACAAGUACCACAACUGUUGCUCCAGAAAUAACACAAAAUCCGCAAGAAGUUAAUAAUCAAGAUACCAAAAAACAUUAUAGAAAACAUCAUGUUAAACAUCAAGUUUUUAAGAAAAGCCAUCAAUAA